Molecule: messenger RNA, 1296 nt
Organism: Penicillium daleae
Lineage: Eukaryota; Fungi; Ascomycota; Eurotiomycetes; Eurotiales; Aspergillaceae
Product: anthranilate phosphoribosyltransferase
Exons: 2
Coding region: 1-1296 (431 amino acids)
Biological process (GO): L-tryptophan biosynthetic process
Cellular component (GO): cytosol
Molecular function (GO): anthranilate phosphoribosyltransferase activity
Source: RefSeq, a predicted model, not a curated record
AUGUCUUCUCCCAAGCAUGAGAAGCCGGAAGUGGUCUCCAUCUCACCCCUCCUCCAACGUCUGGCCUACCCCGCUACUGCCGAGAUUCGAGUCAGCGCAGAAGACAUUGCGUCCGCGUUCGCUCUGAUCUUUGAGGAUCGACUGUCAGACAUUCAGACCGCAGCCCUCCUGACCUUAUUGCACUCCACUGGGAAGGACAGGCAAGCGGAUGUUAUUGCGAAAUGCUCCCAUCGCAUGAGGGAAGCUGCUUGUCAGAUUGAGAAGACCGAGCUGAAGAAGAUUGUCAAAGCUCGUGGAAGACGCGAGGGAAACUAUCAGGGUGGUUUGUGCGAUAUCGUCGGAACCGGCGGAGAUUCACACUCAACCUUCAACGUCUCCACUACCUCGUCCAUUAUUGCCUCGCCGCUUUUGAUGACAGCCAAGCAUGGCAACCGUGCCCAGACUUCUUUCUCUGGAUCUGCCGAUGUCCUGAACGCAAUCCAGCCCAUUCCUCCGAGGAUCUCUGCGGUCGACGCGACCAAUGUGGCCAAGGUCUACGAGAAGACCAACUAUGCCUUCCUCUUCGCACCCAACUUCCACCCUGGUAUGAUGUAUGCCAACCCUGUCCGGCGAGGUUUGGGUCUGAGGACAAUCUUCAACCUUAUGGGACCUCUGGCCAACCCCAUCGAGUGGGCAAUUGAGGCACGACUGGUUGGCGUGGCUUACCAGAGCUUGGGUCCGGUCUUCGUCGAGGCUCUCAAACAGGCUGGUGCCAAGAAGGCACUGGUGGUCUGUGGUGAGGAGGACAUGGAUGAGAUCAGUUGCGCAGGCCCAACAAACUGCUGGAGGAUCUCAGAGUACCCCAAUCCGGCAUACAAGCCAUCUGAAGGUGACGAGGACGACUCCAGCGAUGAUGAUGAAGAGAACCCCAAGACACUGGUCAAGAUCGACACAUUCCAACUUCACCCCUCGGAUUUUGGCCUGCCCAUUCAUCCUCUCACCGAGGUCUAUGGUCGCAAGAUGCCGAAGGAUAACGCAGCUAAGCUGAUGAGCAUCCUUCGCAACGAGCUUCCUCGGGACGAUCCUAUUCUGGAGUUUGUCCUCAUGAACGUUGCCGCUUUGCUGGUCACCGCUGGGGUGUGCGAGGCUGAGACCAGCAACAUGGGUCCUGGCGACGAUGGAAAGGUCAUCACGGAGCGUGGACCCGGUGGAGGCCGCUGGAAGGAGGGACUUCGCCGCGCCCGCUGGGCGAUUGAGAGCGGCGAGGCUCUCAAGAGCCUGGAGCAGUUCAUUGAAGUCACGAACCAGCUUGAAUGA